AGGUUGGUUCGGGUUCCGCACCCCAGAACCGAUACCCGAACCAAACACUAACAAAGAUUAUCGGUUUGGUUCGGUUGGACCCGAUUACCCAUUAGUUCGAUAACCAAUUUAAUUGGUUUGGUUCGGGUUCAAACAGGUAAUCGAGUACUCACUACCCAUGCUCACCCCUAAGAUUAGUACUUAUUAAUACACUAAUUUUAUAAUUGACAUGUCUUUUAAAUGUAAUGUUGCCUAACCUCUAGGAUGGGAAGUGCAAUUCAUGAAAACCAGAAAGAAAGCAAAAGAAAACAUAAGAUUAAACAAAUUUGAAGUCAAAACAAAUAAAGAAGAACCAACCUAGAAAGUCAUUUAAAUCAAUGAACCUUUAUGUCUUUAACUAUAUAUACACACACAUAGAGGCUCUCUUCUUUGAGAAUUUAGAGCCAAAAACAAAAACACAAAAUCUCCAAAGGUUAAAGAUAUAUGUUUCUCAAUAAAAUGAAGCUUCUUCUUUUCUCCUUUACCAUAAACUUUCUCUGUUUUUUUCAAUCUAACAUAGCUUCUUUUUCUCUAGCAAUAGAAAACAACAACAAUAACAAUGAUGAGCUUAAUGCACUGCUCAAGUUCAAGGAAGCUAUAUCCAAUGACCCUUAUAAAAUCUUAACCUCUUGGAAUAGCUCCAACCAAUUUUGCAAUUGGCAUGGAAUCACAUGUAGCAAAAGAGAGCAAAGAGUUUUGGAAUUGAACUUAGAAGGAUAUCAAUUGCAAGGGUUCAUGUCACCCCAUAUUGGCAAUCUCUCUUCUUUACAAACUCUCAACCUUCAAAACAAUAAUUUCUAUGGCGAAAUCCCGCCGGAACUUGGUCAUCUGUCUAGGCUGCGACUACUCUUUCUCGCCAAUAACUCGCUGGCCGGAGAAAUUCCGACCAACUUAACAAGUUGUUUGGAACUUAGGCGUAUAUAUUUACAAGGGAACAAUCUUAGUGGAAAAAUACCAAUGGAGAUUGGUUCUCUUAAAGAACUUCAAUGGUUAUGGUUGGCCAAGAAUCAUUUAUCAGGGAAGAUACCAUAUUCCAUAUGGAAUCUUUCAUCCCUUGUUGUACUUUCUCUUUCAUAUAACAACUUGGAGGGAAAGUUACCACAAAACAUUGGCAACUUAAAACAUUUGCAAAUUCUUGGUAUGGUUUCCAACAAAUUAUGUGGUAUGCUUCCUUAUUCUCUUUACAAUGUGUCAUCUCUUACUUACAUCUCGGCCGCGAACAACCACUUUAACGGCUCUCUUCCGGCCGACAUGUUCUUCUCCCUCCCUAGGCUCCAACUUUUUGAAAUUGGAAGCAACCAAAUGUCAGGUUCAAUCCCUGUUUCAAUCACCAAUGCAACCUCUCUUAGAAGAUUUGAUGUCACUAAUAAUAGUUUUUUAGGGGAAGUUCCAAGUCUAGCAAAGUUGCAUGAUCUUUGGUGGUUGAAUUUUGGUUCCAACUAUCUAGGAAGUUAUUCACUUAAGGACUCUGAGUUCUUAGAAUCUUUGCAAAAUUGUAGUAAGUUGGAAAUAUUGGACAUAUCCGCCAACAAUUUCGCUGGCCGUUUGCCGGAAAAUAUAGCCAACUUUUCCGACCGGCUCAGAGAAAUAUACCUUAGUGAUAACCUAUUGUUUGGAGAAAUUCCUGCCACUUUAGGAAAUCACAUUAAUUUAGAUGUCCUUACCAUGGAACUCAACUUUUUUGUAGGAUCAAUUCCAACAACAUUUGUAAAGUUUCAAACAAUGAAAAGAUUGGAUUUGAGUUAUAACAAAAUCUCAGGACAAAUUCCACCCUUUAUAGGGAAUCUUAGCCAAUUGCUUGAGCUAAGAAUCUCAGACAACAUGCUAAGAGGAAACAUUCCUCCAAGUAUAGGAAAUUGCAAAAGUUUAGAAAUUCUAGACCUUGCAACUAACAAUCUUAGUGGAGUCAUACCUCCAGAAGUUAUAGGUCUUUCUUCUUUGACAGUCCUACUAAACUUGUACGAAAACUCGUUGACCGGAUACCUUCCGGGACAAGUAAGCCUGUUGAAAUUUAUUCGUCAGUUGGACGUCUCGAAAAAUUAUCUGUCUGGCGAAAUUCCUGAGAAUAUUGGAGAGUUGGUAAACCUCGAGUACCUUAACUUACAAGGUAAUUCAUUCAAUGGAACCAUACCUUCAUCUUUGGCUAUGGUGAAGAGUCUCCAACAUUUAGACCUAUCAAGAAACAACUUGUCUGGAUCGAUUCCAACCGCGCUACAAGAUCUAUCUCUUCUAGAAUACUUAAAUGUUUCUUUCAACAUGUUGGAUGGUGAAGUUCCAAGAAAAGGUGUGUUUGGAAAUUCAACUGCUAUAACACUAUUUGGUAAUGUUAAGCUUUGUGGAGGAAUCUCUGAGCUGAAGUUACCACCAUGCCACGGUUCAAAACAACCAAGACAUCAUAGUUUCAAGGACACAGCAGUGAUGAUAGUUUCUAUGGUUGCUUUUCUUGUUCUGUUGUGUUCUAUGUUUGUUGCUUAUAUGAUGAGGAUAAGAAAGAAUGAACCAAUUUCAGAUUCAUCAGCAUUAAAUGACUUAUUUGAAAAGGUGUCAUAUCAAAGACUUCACCAAGCAACUAAUGGUUUCUCAGCUAGCAACUUGAUAGGGUCUGGAAAUUUCGGCUUUGUUUACAAAGGAAAUCUCGCCUCGACUAACAAAGUUGUUGCUAUAAAGGUCUUAAACCUUCAAAAGAAAGGAGCUCGAGCGAGUUUCAUGGCCGAAUGCAAUGCACUGAAACACAUUAGCCAUCGAAAUUUGGUUAAGAUUCUAACCUGUUGCUCGAGUACAGAUCACAACGGCCGAGAAUUCAAAGCUCUGGUGUUCAAAUACAUGGAAAAUGGAAGCUUGGAUAAAUGGUUGCAUCCAGAUAUUGAAAGAUUAGAAGUGCCACAAACCUUGAUGAGUCUAAACCAAAGAAUAAGGACUCUAACUGAUGUUGCUUCAGCAAUAAGCUAUCUUCACUACGAAUGCGCGCAGCCUAUUGUUCAUUGCGAUUUAAAGCCGAGCAAUAUUCUUCUAGAUGAUAACAUGGUUGCUCAUGUUGGUGACUUUGGAUCUGCAAGAUUUCUGUCAAAAAUCAAUGACAAAUCAUAUAAGCAAAAUAUCAUAUCCAGAAUAAAUGGUACUAUUGGUUAUACUCCUCCAGAGUAUGGAAUGAGUUCAGAGGUGUCGAAACAAGGCGACACGUAUAGCUUUGGGAUUCUUGUUUUGGAAAUGUUAACAGGAAGAAGACCUACUGAGGAAACUUUUCAACUUGGUCACAAUCUCCAUAGCUAUGUAAGGAUGGCAUUUCCAGAUAAACUCUUGCAGAUUGUAGAUCCAAUUCUUCUGUCCAUAGAAAUAGAAGGAACAACAGCAAAGAAAUGUUUGUAUUCACUCUUUAGAAUUGGACUUGCUUGUUCUGUGGAGUCACCAAAAGAAAGAAUGAGCAUGGAGUGUGUUAGCAGAGAACUAAACCUUAUAAAGAAUUCCUUAUAAAAGGUACAAAUUAAUUUCU
Molecule: messenger RNA, 3508 nt
Organism: Arachis ipaensis
Lineage: Eukaryota; Viridiplantae; Streptophyta; Magnoliopsida; Fabales; Fabaceae
Product: LRR receptor-like serine/threonine-protein kinase EFR
Biological process (GO): protein phosphorylation
Molecular function (GO): protein kinase activity; protein binding; ATP binding
Source: RefSeq, a predicted model, not a curated record